This is a messenger RNA of Brassica napus (rape), 907 nucleotides long. Its product is annotated as precursor of CEP15. The record is from RefSeq and is a predicted model, not a curated record. The coding region runs from base 378 to 683 and encodes 101 amino acids. The transcript has a single exon. NCBI's taxonomy places the organism in Eukaryota, Viridiplantae, Streptophyta, Magnoliopsida, Brassicales, Brassicaceae.
ACGCAUUGUCAUAGAACAAAGCAUGCAAUGAUGGAUCAUUACGAUAAAAAGGAAGAUAACAUACAUAAACCAAAGAAAAGAAGAAAGUAAAAAAUGGCCAUGUUAUAAAGCCAUCAUGACCAUUGUUUGCCAAUUUCAACAAAGUUGGCCCUCUAAAUUUGAUAUUUCAAUGUGUCUUUUCUUAUAUUAUUAUUUAUAAUUCAAUGUUUCUUUUCUUAUAUUUUAAUUUAUAUAUAUGUGCAUUAUUGUAUGAACAAACAACACCACAAUCUCUUCUUGGACCCUAAAGACAACAAGAAAAAAACCCAUAUAUACGAAUUCUAUUAUUUUCACUAUUUAAUUUGAUUGUUUCUUGAAGGUAUAUAUAGCUACUACAAAUGGAUACAAUGAAGAUUAAACUUCUCGUUAUACUAGUCUCUUUCUUCCUCAUCUCUGAAGUUCCUGCGAUUCUUGGGUUCAGUAUGAGAGGCAAUACUAGAUCGGAGCCGGAAGCAUUUCACGGCGGAGAUUUCUUCCUGGCGAUGAAGAUCAGGAAAUUGCUGGUUACAAACUUGCAAGUCGAUUAUUCAGGUGAUUAUGAUGAUGGAGCCUCUUCAGCAUCACCAGCACCACCAGUGCCUGAUUAUGAUGAUGAUAUCUAUAAAAGGCAAGGUGAUGUCCCAAGCCCUGCUAUAGGCCACUGAUGAUACGUUUUCAUGUGUAUAGUGUAUACACAGAAAGAAAUACACAUUUUUGGUUAAUAUAUUUAUACAUGCUAUUUACUUGUUCAUAUGUGUGUUUGUCCUAAGAGAUCUCCGUAUAAUCAAUUUAUGUGUCUUUUUGUUUUGAUAAUACAUAUCCUUCUCUAUAUAUACAUUUUUAAUUAUGUCAUUAUUCAAUAAAUGUGACAUCUACAUUUUUAUGUAUG